Molecule: messenger RNA, 1314 nt
Organism: Saxophila tyrrhenica
Lineage: Eukaryota; Fungi; Ascomycota; Dothideomycetes; Mycosphaerellales; Extremaceae
Exons: 2
Coding region: 1-1314 (437 amino acids)
Source: RefSeq, a predicted model, not a curated record
AUGUCGACGCCUCAUCGUGGCCUACCGCCGCCAUCAGCCAUGACCCUACCUCCAGAUUCUGGAAGACCAUCCUACCAACCCCAGCAAUCGUUCGGUCAUAUGCCAAGUGCUCCGAGUACUUUCGACAAUCACGGCGAGUCGUACAGACUGUGGAUGUCCGCCAAAGCUGAGGAGGAGAAGCGGAAGCAGGAAGAAGAGAGGACGAGGCAAGAGAAUUGUCGACUCGAGCAACGACGCCUCGAGCAGUCGAUGCUGCGAGAAGCGUUACAGUCAGGCGUGCCUCCUGCGGCGGUUCCGAUGAUCUAUGCUGGCAUAGGUGGAUCGCAUCUGGCGCAAAUUAGCGGGGAAUGGUUACAACAGUAUGCUGGACAAUUGCAGGCAAACCAGCAGCACGUCAUCCAGCAACAGCAGUCUUCACCGGAGCUUCGAAGAGAGACCAGACUCAUCGGCCAGGCGCCGCCAUCGUAUCCAGUCCAGCAGCCAAUCCAAGUCGUCCCGAGCCAGCACUCUGAGCAACCACAGCAGCCUCCACAUCCACAGCAUGCCACUUUCUCAGCAUAUCAACCAGCUCCUGCUCGAGCUCCACCGACAUCUGCUCCUCGAUCCGCGACACAUACCUCUCUUCCUAGGCUGACGACAGCCGACAUCUACAACAAUCAGCCCCAGCAACACCAGAACCCCGGCAGCGCGCAUCCUCUGCAGCAGAGCCAGACCAUCUCACAAGAGCAAACCACCUCUUCACCUUCGAUAUACUUCCAUCAUUGGGUUCCUCCGAACGAGUCAAAAGGGACGCAACCACAAACGCCAGCCAGCAAAGGAGAGUCAUACUCAUCUCAUCCCGGCUCCCACCUGUCCGAAGGCGACUACAAAGAGUCUCCUCGCAAGCGGAAAGCGCAAGGACCACACCAACCUGCUCCUCCGCCUUCAGCUGGACCGCAGUAUACCUCGCCCUCUUUCAGCAACGCCUCGUCAACUUCGAGGAAGAAGGCCAGCCGCCAUCGAUCGAACAGCAACGUUUCCGCAAGAGAAGGUGACAGCAGACCAGACAGCCGGCGGGACCAAGAGCCCCGGCGGUCGUUGCAAGCUGAUUCGAGCCAUUCGUCUGCGGGAGAGCGACCGCAGAAUGAGUCUUCUGCUCCGGCGGCUGAAGAGAGGGGUGGGAGGUCGUCGACGGAGGCACAGCAGGACCACAAGUCUGAGCGGCCUGGCGCAACUCCACCACCACCAACCACACCUCAAUACCUCGCAACAGUAAAUGCUCUCAAGAGUAGUCGCAAGACUACCGAGAGCAUCCUCACAAUACCAAAGAUGUGA